Molecule: messenger RNA, 3266 nt
Organism: Calliphora vicina (urban bluebottle blowfly)
Lineage: Eukaryota; Metazoa; Arthropoda; Insecta; Diptera; Calliphoridae
Gene: Dyrk2
Product: Dual-specificity tyrosine phosphorylation-regulated kinase 2
Exons: 7
Coding region: 188-2485 (765 amino acids)
Biological process (GO): peptidyl-threonine phosphorylation; peptidyl-serine phosphorylation
Cellular component (GO): cytoplasm; cytoskeleton; nucleus
Molecular function (GO): protein serine/threonine kinase activity; protein serine/threonine/tyrosine kinase activity; ATP binding
Source: RefSeq, a predicted model, not a curated record
CAAUACGCACUUGUAGCAAACUCAACACCAAUGAACGCGGUUCCGGUAACUUUUAAACCACAAUCUUACAAAACCAAUUAAAUAACAAUAAUUUAAAAAAAAACCUAAAAUUAUUCUACAAGAAUAUUAAACUAAACAGCAAAAAUAAAGCUGGAAAUUUAGAAGGAAAUAGUAAAAUAAAAGCAAAAUGUUGGAUCGAUGUGAAAUGCCGGUUCAGAUCGACAACGACAAAUGUCGUCGCGAUCGUGAUACCCGUCUCUCAAAUCCACGCCUUGACUUACCGCCACUCUGCAAUGUUGGCAGUACACGAGGCUCUUCACGCAAUCAUCAUCAUUCGAUUGGCCAUCAUCAUGCAACAUCACUGCAACAGCAGCAGCUGCAGCAGCAACAACAACAAACCACCAACACAAAUCUACACAAUCGCAGUCCAUCGAAUGGCAAUAAUAUCAAUAGCAUCAUUAAUAAUAAUAACAACAUCAACAAUAAUUUGGGAUCGCCCGUAUCCUCCAAUACAGUGUCCUCGCAUGGCAAUUCGUCGAGUGGUGAGAGAGGCUCAUCGACCAAGUCUAACAGCAGUACGGGUAGUGGCAAUUCAGGCAGAGAUGAAAUGAAAUGUAUAACACCAAUGACGCCAUCAGAGCUGGUUAAAAAAUACAGCAAUUAUUUGACUGACAUGGAAUUUGAGGAACUUAGAGUGUAUAAGGAAAUCUGGUAUUUUGGACAAAAUGCCAAUAAGAAUUAUUCCAACAAAGUGUCUGCAUCCACCACCAAUUCGGGCUAUGACGAUGAGAAUGGAAAUUAUAAAAUUAUUGAACAUGAUCAUAUUGCUUUCCGUUAUGAAAUUCUGGAAAUCAUUGGCAAGGGCAGCUUUGGCCAAGUUAUACGCGCUGUGGAUCAUAAGACGAAUACCCAUGUGGCUAUUAAAAUCAUACGCAAUAAGAAACGUUUCUUAAAUCAGGCUGUCGUUGAAUUGAAUAUAUUGGAUGAGCUGCGCGAAAAGGAUGCCGAUGGAUCUCAUAAUGUUAUACAUAUGUUGGAUUAUAUGUAUUUUAGGAAACAUUUGUGCAUUACAUUUGAAUUGAUGAGUCUUAAUUUAUAUGAAUUGAUUAAAAAGAACAAUUACAAUGGUUUUAGUAUGAGUCUAAUACGUCGUUUUUGUAAUUCUAUAGUGAAAUGUCUACGUUUAUUAUACAAAGAGAAUAUCAUACACUGUGAUCUCAAGCCAGAAAAUAUUUUAUUAAAACAACGUGGCAGUAGUUCCAUUAAGGUCAUUGAUUUUGGCAGCUCAUGUUAUGUCAAUCGCAAAAUCUAUACUUAUAUACAAUCGAGAUUUUAUCGUUCGCCGGAGGUUAUAUUGGGUCUGCAGUAUGGUACCGCCAUCGAUAUGUGGAGUUUAGGUUGUAUUUUAGCUGAACUCUAUACGGGCUUCCCUUUGUUCCCCGGCGAAAACGAAGUCGAGCAAUUAGCCUGUAUUAUGGAAAUUUUAGGACUGCCACCAAAAGAUCUCAUUGCCACAGCUACCAGACGUCGUUUAUUUUUCGAUUCUCGUGGAGCACCCCGCUGCAUAACCAACUCAAAGGGACGCAAACGUGCACCCGGCACCAAAACCCUCUCACAAGUUCUCAUCUGUCAUGAUCGUUAUUUCAUUAACUUCCUACAGCGCUGUCUCGAAUGGGAUCCCGCGGAGCGUAUGACCCCCGACGAGGCAGCCCAUCAUGAAUUCCUACAGCCGUCUUCCUCCUCCAGACACAGAUCAUGCCGCAUGUCUACAUCCUCGUCGACUGGCGGCCUCAAUAACUCAUCCUCGCAGAAAUCAUCAUGUUACAGUUUUGCCGAUAUCUCGCCCUCGGCCACAAAUGGGGGGCCUGUAGUGGCCUCCAUUACCAGCACAACGACAGUAAGCAAUGCUGCCAUAACCACCACAACCAAUAAAUCCACACGCUCCAAUAAUAAUCACAAUCACUUGAGCUCAUCCAUCACCAAUGGUGGUAGUGGUGGUGUAAAUGGCAAUGGCCAUCAUCAUGCCUCCUCGUCACUACAUCAAACUACACACGCUCAAUCGUCGGGUCAUUUGCCGGACAUUAAAUUAAGUGCUGGCGAUAAAUACAAUAGCAUGCAAAAAAUGGCUGUUCGUUCAAAAAUCACUUCCUCAGUGUCCGAUCUCGAAUCUGUGCAACAAUAUUCUCUACAUCGCAUGUACGGUACCGCUGGCGGUUCGAAUGGCACCCUGGUGGGCGGCCACACCAACUCACAAAUGACACAGUCAGCCUCGCGUAAACAUCUCAUCACCGGCACUUUGGGAUCUACGGCCUCGGCUAAAUAUGGCGGCAUUGCCACUUUGGGGCACACCCAUCACAAUGGCAACCAGCAUAAUGUCUCACAAUUGAACACCAAUCAUCACAAUACCACUGCAUCCAGCAACAAUAUCAACAUGUCACAUUCUCAGUCGACGGGCGAUGUCUCGGCCAUCUUUGGGCGUGCUUGACUUCGUGCCCGUCCCACAAAACUAGAGCUCAAAAAAUGUAAACUAGUCAAUAUGGUGGACUUUUGGAGCUAGAAGUGGAAGCAAUUGGGUUCGCAAGAAACUACAAUACACGAAACAUAAUGACCAGAAAAGAGCAUAAUAAGGAGUAGGAAGCGAAAAGUUUCAGAGAGAUGAAUUGAAUAGGGAAGCCGUAUCAAGUGGAUAAAAAUAAAUAAUAAAGCUGUGUUUCUUUUUUUUUAAAUUAAAAUUAUAUUAACUUUAGUUUUAAGCGGUUGAUAAUUAACAACCAGAAAAACCCCCAACCCCCUUACCCCCUUAGAAAGUAAGCAAGUGAUCAAUAUGAACAAUUUAUAAAUUAAAAAAUAUAACUAUGUAUUAGAUUAGACAGAUACAUAUUUUCAACAACAAAAUAUUAAAUAAAAAAUUGGUGUAAUUAAUAUAAGAACAUACAAUAACAAACAAAAUUCACCACAGUUUAAAGAGAAAAAUACAAAACACAAAACAUUAAAAUAAAUAAAUAAAAAUAUUUAAAGAAAUAGUUAAAAUAAGUUGUAAAACGAAUUGCUCAAUAUAUAAAGAAACGAAGCGGUUUUAAAUGAAGAAAAAUCAUUAAUUAUAUUAUUAAAAUAUAUAUAUAGAAUUAUUGCAUAUAAUAGUAACUCACCAUGAGGUGAAUUCUGAAAAUCAAAUUAAUUAUGUUUUAUACCAUUAAAUGAAGGAUUUAAAAUUAUCUUUAUUCAUAAACCAUCAUGUUUAAUAAAAAAGAUUUUGUUUAAAUAAA